Molecule: messenger RNA, 336 nt
Organism: Hansenula ciferrii
Lineage: Eukaryota; Fungi; Ascomycota; Saccharomycetes; Phaffomycetales; Wickerhamomycetaceae
Gene: SCP1
Product: Scp1p
Exons: 1
Coding region: 1-336 (111 amino acids)
Molecular function (GO): protein binding
Source: RefSeq, a predicted model, not a curated record
AUGGAAAACAUAUCUCAAUUCUUAACAUUUGUUAAAAAUUAUGGUGUACCAGAAGAUGAAGUUUUCCAAACAAUUGAUCUUUAUGAAUCAAAUGAUCCAACUAUUGUAUUACAAACUAUUGUAUCUUUUUCAAGAUAUGUUCAUAAAAAUCAACAAUCAAUACCAGUUAUUGGACCAAAAUUAAGUACAAAACAUUCACCUCCUAAAAUUCCUAAAAAGCCUAAACAUUUAAAUGAUUCUAAAUGGAGUUCAUUUGAAUAUGGUUAUAUUGGUGGUGCAAAUCAAUCAAAUGAAAAAGUAACAUUUGGUACUAAAAGAAAUAUAACAAAACAAUAA